ACCACCGCACGAUACGGUCCUUUCAUUUACAGCAGUCGGAUCUUUUCCUUUUCAUUAGUAACAGUGUCCGAGUUCCCCAGUUUUCCGUGGCCACAGUCUACGCCGCGUGUGGAGUUAAGCGAAGAGUGAACAUAGAAAAGUGGUCCUUCGAACCGGAUGUAACCGGUGGACUCUGUGUUGGACAAAAAACGGUCUCGUGGAGUGAUCUCAGGAAACCGUGGAACUCGGACAAGUGUGCAUGUGCUGUGUGAAUGUGAAAUGGACACUGAGCCUCGAAUGCCUUUGUGGACCUUGGCAUUGUCUUCAUGGACAUUGUGAUCUGAAAGCAAAUGGACACUAACUGAGUGAUUUGGUUGCAAAAGGUGUUCAUCGAAAUAGUGGUCUUCGGACAAGAAAAAUUGUACAGAGAGUGGAUAUCGUGCUGUGUUGGUCAAGCCUGCGGUGUGGUGUAUAAUAAGCAGUUCCAGCUAGAUCGCCGCGUGGUUUGAUCGCUGAUGCAUGUAUGUAUGCCUUUCAUGCCUUCCAGGUCGGUCCUAGGUGGAAUCGAAUUACCCUCUGGUCCGAUUCCACCACCGUUCUAUCUUGGAUCAGGACCGACCCAGGCAGACUGAAAAUCUUCGUCUGCAAUCGCGUCAUCGAAAUCCAAAAUUUGACGCACAACAUGGAAUGGAGAUACGUCAACACUCUCGACAACCCUGCAGAUGUCCUAUCCCGGGGACUAUUACCAAGUGAAAUAAGAAGCUGUGAAAAAUGGUGGAAAGGGCCACCGUUUCUGUGCAAUGUCGACAAGCAAUGGCCGUGUCAAGUCCAAAACACACCCGCAGAGCAGCUCCCGGAAACGAAAAAUAGUAUAAUCAACCUCACAGUCACUGAUCCUCCUGUACUGUUCCGGCUGUUCGAGAUUGAAAGUGAGUUCAGAAAAAUGCAACGGAAAAUGGCAUGGAUUUUACGAUUCAUCGACCACAUUCGACUUGGUAGCAAAAGAGAACAUCGAUACGGAGAGCUAAGCAUCCUCGAGCUGCAACAAUCAACAGUUGCCCUGACCAGCAUUACCCAGAGAGAAGCCUUUACAGAUGACUUCAAGCGCCUACAAUUUGGAAAGGUAAUUCACAGUAAAAGCAAAUUAAUCACAUUUUCUGUGUUCCUAGAAGAGUCUCAUUGCACCGUGUUGCGCGUUGGAGGGAGAAUCCCGAAUGCCACUCUCCCUGUGGAUCAGAAGCACCCCAUGGUACUUCCGCAUGGGCAUCCCUUCACCUUGGCCCUUAUCAGAUCGUACCACGUCGAAAUGCUACAUGCUCCGCAGCAAAUGUUACUUGCAGCUCUACGACGACGAUUCUGGGUUCUACAUGGUCGCAGUUCGGUACGACGAGUCAUCCGCAAAUGUGUCACCUGCUUUAAAGCGAAACCAGUUCCAAUGCAACAGUUGAUGGGCGAUCUACCGAAAUAUCGGUUGGAAGGAAGCUACCCUUUCCUCAACACUGGGGUGGAUUUUUGUGGACCAAUUUACAUCCGCCAGCACAACAAGCGAUCCACCGUCACCUACAAGGCAUAUGUAGCGGUGUUCGUAUGCUUCGCAACCCGAGCGAUACAUUUGGAGCUUGUGGGAGAUUUGACCGCCGACGCUUUUAUAGCGGCACUUCAACGAUUCAUAUCACGUAGGGGAAAAUGCGCCAAACUUUUUUCCGAUAACGGUCUUAACUUUGUCGGUAGUAAGAACAAGCUGAGAGAGAUGUACAAGAUGUUCCAGCCCAGCAGCUGA
Armigeres subalbatus is the source of this 1759-nucleotide messenger RNA. RefSeq lists its product as uncharacterized. The coding region runs from base 503 to 1759 and encodes 418 amino acids. NCBI's taxonomy places the organism in Eukaryota, Metazoa, Arthropoda, Insecta, Diptera, Culicidae. The transcript has 2 exons. The record is from RefSeq and is a predicted model, not a curated record. Gene Ontology annotation, molecular function: nucleic acid binding.